Messenger RNA from Annulohypoxylon maeteangense, 2475 nucleotides. Its product is annotated as ankyrin. The record is from RefSeq and is a predicted model, not a curated record. The transcript has 5 exons. The coding region runs from base 1 to 2475 and encodes 824 amino acids. NCBI's taxonomy places the organism in Eukaryota, Fungi, Ascomycota, Sordariomycetes, Xylariales, Hypoxylaceae. Gene Ontology annotation, molecular function: protein binding. Gene Ontology annotation, cellular component: cytoplasm; nucleus.
AUGGAUGUCAUCAGCGCAAUUGGUAGCUUCAUUUCUAUCGGACAGGCUCUUGCCGCUAUUCCAAAGAUAAUUGACAUAUUUAGAUCGGUAGUUGAGGCUAGGCAGGAAUUGCUUCAAUUAGUCAACGAUGUGGAACUCCUGAAUUCAUUGGGGAUCUUCAUUAGGGAAACAAUGGACAAUCUAGAUAAUGACUCCAAAGCCAAGUUUCGAAUCCCGCAACUUAGUUUCUUACUAGCCGAACGCGUCCGAGCAGAUCUAGCAUCGAUCGUGCCGCGGCUUGAAGAGCUUGCCCACAAAUGCCAGCAGGGAGGAAAGGGGAAGGGGAAGGGGAAUAGCCAGACGAAAAUCACCAGAUUAAAAUGGUUACACCACAAAAGUCAAAUCGCUUCGUUGAGCGAAAGAGCAAGAAAGAACUGUAACGACCUACAGACUAUAUUGAGCCUGUCUUCUUUUUUUGCUACGACAGCUCAUGGGAGGAUGAUUAUAGAUAUUCACACGGUAGUGAUGAACCAAGCGCACCCUCAUGGAUCCCAGUUAUCCUCACUGCAACCUCCAAGCCAAUCGCGAUACAUUGGCGCAGCAUUAUCUUAUGCUGUUGACACAGAGCUUGAGGGAUCCAAUGAACAUAGCCUGCAAAUGGUUAAAGGCACCUUGCCACAAUUAUCUCCCACCGAGAGGGCACCCCAAGAACCACCGAUCCAACUGGUGGCUACGUUGUCAAGAUCAUGUAAAUACUGUCAAUGCCAAUGCCAUUCACCUACAUCUCGAACCCAGCCGAACCCACUCGUCUCACCCAUAUAUGGCUGGCUCAAAUCCGCCUAUAAUAUCAUUCCACGGGUCGAUACACGGCGUUGCGAUGUAUCUACAUGUCGACGGGCUUGCUCGCCGGUUCGCGUCAAUAUACGCCUUCCACUCCCAUUCUAUUCUAGAAUGCUUGAGGCAACCCUGUCUUUGAACAGUGUCGUUGGCGUUGGCGCCUCGCUUCAUCUACGUGUAGCACGUAUAAUUCCAUUAAAUUCGAGCAUCACUUAUGAAAUACGACUGAAUAAGAUUGAUAUGGUACGCCAGCGGUUUUCUCGCGGAGAAAUUUCCCCUAUUGACGUUUUUGAAGGCACUAUUUGUAUUAUAGAAAUGGCUGCGUAUGAACAUAAACUUGAUAUAUUGGCGCUUCUCUUGCAAGACACGACAUCAAUUCUUCGAGACACAGAUGCCUUAAAACGCUUGGCAGUCUUUGCAAGGGCUCAAUUGCAUCGUUGUCGAGUCUCUGAGAGGGAGAAAACUAUGCUUCAAGGAGUAGUAGCAUUAGAUGAAGAUACGAACGACUACCCAUCACCCAUUCACGAGGCGAUACAACAAGACGGUAAUCUAGCCGCAAUUUUGAGAGAUUCCUCCGAAGGCAUCGACUCGCGUGAUAAUUUUGGUAUAUCACCUUUACAUUUGGCCGUAUUCAACAACAACGUGAACGCGAUUGGACAUUUAUUAUCCCACGGCGCAAAUCCUGAUACCCUCGACGUAUCUUGUUCGACUCCGCUAAUACUAGCCGCAAAAUAUGGGCGUCAUGAUUGUAUCCAAGCUUUGGUCAAUGGCGGAUACGACAUAAAUAUGUCUAGGCCACAUUCUUAUCAUGCAUUCCAUUGCCUCGUUGCAUCCGAGAAAGAAGGUUCGGCAGAGAGCGCUAAAUACCUUUUAGAAAAUGGGGCCAACCUCGCCCGCAAAUCCAAUUUAGGAAAUUUAGCAUUGCAUACACUUGCGCAAUACCCCCAGGCAGCCGAAAUAGCGGAAAAGUUCCAACUACUCGUUCAUGCUGGUUUGAAUGUCGAGGAGCAAAACCGCUAUGGCCGUACACCGCUAGGUGAGGCAUUAUCACAUAAUAAUAUAACUAUGGCUCAUCUACUGAUGAAUGCUGGCUGUAAAUUCAACGACACCUCAGAAGACCGGAAUGACUUGCCAUGGAUCGCACUGUUUGCUCAUGCAGAAACGAUGGGUUUUAUAGGUGAAGCUGAGUUCACAAUAGAUGUGCGAUGGCGAGAUGUCGGCGGCUACACUCCAUUGGACAUGUUCGAAUGGAGGAUGAAUACAUCACCAUUACCUGGCUUAUUUGAAACACCGAGCGACGAUGAUAUCAAGGCAUUUGGGGAGUUGCUUAGCGGCGUGAGGGAUCGCUAUCUAAACGCCGAGAUUCUGACAUUGGAAACAAUAAUCACACAUCUAAAGGAGCACAAUUGCACGCUUGCACGAGAGACCUUGAAAUAUGUCAUCGAAGAGAAAAUAAAGUGGAAUAUUCCAGCGGAGUACCGAACGUUUCGAGCCAUCGAUGUUCAAAUUAAGGAGGAGAUGAUUGAAGCCGCUAUUGAGUCGCUGGAAGAGUUCAUGGAGGUAUCGAGAUCACAUAUCGGGACAGACCCUUUUGAAGAUUACUACUGUAACUCGUACGGUCUUGAAGACCAAGAACUGGUUGCUGGAAACGCCGAUUAG